This is a messenger RNA of Hippocampus comes (tiger tail seahorse), 4539 nucleotides long. It is a transcript of the gene znf507, whose product is annotated as zinc finger protein 507. The record is from RefSeq and is a predicted model, not a curated record. Gene Ontology annotation, molecular function: RNA polymerase II cis-regulatory region sequence-specific DNA binding; DNA-binding transcription repressor activity, RNA polymerase II-specific. Gene Ontology annotation, biological process: regulation of transcription by RNA polymerase II. NCBI's taxonomy places the organism in Eukaryota, Metazoa, Chordata, Actinopteri, Syngnathiformes, Syngnathidae. Gene Ontology annotation, cellular component: nucleoplasm.
CAUUCUCGCCAUUUUGCAAUGUGAGCGACCGAGGCGACUUUUUUUUUCUUUUUUUAAUGACUGGCAAAUAAAACUAACGCGAGCACUUGCAUGCUUGGAGGACAAAGAGCGCGGCGACUCGGACAUGGAGGACAUCAACAGUGUCGCAGUCCUCAUCGCCGCCGCUGCCGCUUCCUCAUCCACGCCUUCGUCGGAGCCCCACGAGCAGCAGCGCAUCGCCGACGCCUCCAAGCGCAAGCCGGACACCGACUCUCUCAUCCAGGUCAUUGAGAAGCUGAGUAAAAUCGUGGAGAAGCGACCCCAGCGCCGCUGCACCCUGACGGGACACAAGAGGUUCCAGCCGAGAGCAGAAGGAGACUCGCCUCACAAGAAGCUGAGUGUGGCGCUCGUGGAUGGAGACCUCAACAACAACAACAACAACGCGAACGACCGUGGCGAGCUCAAGCCUGCGGUCACGUGCUACCAAUGCAGCCUGUGCCCCUACCUGUCACCCACGCUUCCGCUGCUCAAGGAGCACCUGAAGCAGCACAAUGAGCACAACCAGGACCUCAUCCUCAUGUGCUCAGAGUGCUGCUUCAGCUCCCGAGACCAAGCGCAGCUGGAGGAGCACGUCAGGAUGCACCUGGACAACAGCGCCGACGCCAUGGAAUGUGAACAUGGACCCGGGAGGGAUGCUGAACCGGUGGACUCAGAGUGUGUGGGUGACGGCGAGCAGCAUCAGCAGCGGCAGAAGAAGAAAAAGAAGUGGUACAUUUACGAGGAGUACGGCUUGUACCGUUGCCUGAUCUGCAGCUACGUGUGCAGCCAGCAGCGUAUGCUCAAGACGCACGCCUGGAAGCACGCCGGACUCCUCGACUGCUCCUAUCCCGUUUUCGAAGAAGAGGAGGAGGAGGUGGAAGAGACGGGAGCUACCUCAGUCGUCGUAGCGUCCGCCAGUCAAGAGGCGGAGUCCCAGACCGUCUCAACCGCCUUCAAACUGUGCGUGCCGCUUCGAGACUGCAGAUCGAGUCCGCCCCACCUCGCCAAAGAGGAGCCGGGCGAGUUCGCUCUCAAGGAUUUGAGUCCCGAAGAAUCUGAGACAGAGUUGCACGUUGCCACGGAGACAGAGGUGGAGGCCGAGACGGCGUCUGUGGCUGACAGCCUGCUGACGUCAGCACAGAAGAUCAUCAACAGCGACCCCAAAAGCGCCGGACACAUCAACGUGAUCGUGGAGCGUCUGCCGUCCGCCGAGGGCGCCGCCAUGGCCGCUGCGCCGCUGCUGCUCGACCCAGAGGCGGACGCCGGCCAAAGCUUAUUGGAUGUCAAAGAAGAGAAGGAGCACGCGCGAGGCGGCGACCCCCCUCCAGACGAGAACGUUCCACCGGCCGGACGCAAGAGGACGCACUCGGAAUCGCUUCGUCUUCACUCGUUGGCUGCUGAGGUCCUGGUCGCCAUGCCCAUGAGGACCCAUGAGCUCAGACCCGAGGCGGCGUCCGUGAUGGAGCAUCACGAAGAUGUGGACGGGGACCCAGGGUUCCUUCGCAAGACUCCCGAAGGCACCGCCGCCACCAACGCCGGCAUCAGCUCGUCUCUGCUCACCGUCAUCGAGCGUCUUCGCGAGCGCUCGGACCAGAACGCCUCGGACGAGGACGCCGGCCAAAGCUUAUUGGAUGUCAAAGAAGAGAAGGAGCACGCGCGAGGCGGCGACCCCCCUCCAGACGAGAACGUUCCACCGGCCGGACGCAAGAGGACGCACUCGGAAUCGCUUCGUCUUCACUCGUUGGCUGCUGAGGUCCUGGUCGCCAUGCCCAUGAGGACCCAUGAGCUCAGACCCGAGGCGGCGUCCGUGAUGGAGCAUCACGAAGAUGUGGACGGGGACCCAGGGUUCCUUCGCAAGACUCCCGAAGGCACCGCCGCCACCAACGCCGGCAUCAGCUCGUCUCUGCUCACCGUCAUCGAGCGUCUUCGCGAGCGCUCGGACCAGAACGCCUCGGACGAGGACAUCCUCAAGGAGCUGCAGGACAACGCCAACGCCGCCCCGGAAUGCCCGGGGGCGCCUCCGGACGGGAGCCUGGUGGACUACGAGGCCGGCAGCGAGCGGCCGUAUCGCUGCCGCCUGUGUCGCUACAGCAGCGGCAACAAGGGCUACAUCAAGCAGCACCUGCGCGUGCACCGCCAGAGGCAGCCGUACCAGUGUCCCAUCUGCGAGCACAUCGCCGCCGACAGCAAGGAUCUGGAGACGCACAUGAUCCACCACUGCAAGAGCAGGACGUACCAGUGCAAGACGUGCUCGCAAGCCUUCCACUACAAGAGUCAGUUGAGAAGUCACGAGAGGGAUCAUCACAGCUUCGUCGGCGUUGACGCACCAGCGCUGGCGGCCGUGGAUGAAACGGUCGCCGCGCCCGAGGAAGCGGAACGCGCCCCGGAUGAAGAAGGCGCUCUUCAGAAGACGUUUAAGUGCGACGCGUGCAACUACACCAGUGCCACCUAUGUGGGAGUCAGGAACCACAGACGCAUACACAACUCGGACAAACCUUACCGGUGCUGCAACUGUGACUUUGCCACCACCAACAUGAACAGUUUGAAGAGUCACAUGAGGAGGCACCCUCAGGAGCAUCAGGCUGUGCAGUUCCUCGAGCAGUACAGGUGCUCGCUUUGCGGCUACGUGUGCAGCCACCCGCCCUCCCUCAAGUCGCACAUGUGGAAGCACGCCGGAGACCAGAACUACAACUACGAGCAGGUCAACAAGGCCAUCAACGAGGCCAUCUCGCAGAGCAGCCGAGCUCCUGUGUCGGCGCCGACGGGACCGGAAUCUCUGACGGCGUGCUCGCAGGAGAACGCCAAAGUCCCCGCAGAACCACCUCUGGAACCUCCCUCCGCGCUCCCCAAAUCCAGCCCGGACCCCUCGGCCCCGACCCCGCAAAGGAGCUCAGCGGUCCCGCCCCAGCCGCACGGUGGCGGCGUGGAGUACUGCAUGCUGCUCUUCUGCUGCUGCAUCUGCGGCCUGGAAUCGACCAGUAAGGAGCGGCUGAUGGAACACAUGAAGGAGCACGAGGGUGACCUCAUCAGCAUCAUACUCAACAGUAAGGACGCGCACAAACACGCGCAGGCAGGCGCGGCGAACCCCGAAUGACCCCCAGGAAUGACUAGAAUAUUUCACACGCUCACUUACCUCAGUGGUCACGCUUAUCCUGUCACUCGUCUGUCAACCAGCUCCGCUGUCCUGUCAACAACAAAGGUUGCCGUUUUUAUAGCAAUAGUAUGCCGUAGAAUGCAUGCUAGACCUCCGCCAAAGGCCAGCCAAGCACAAUUUGGAUCACAUUCCAUUUUUUUCUUAGAUGACACACAUUUAUUUUUCUCAUGUUUGUUUUUUUCCCUCAUUUAAAAUGGAGUGAAGUUUUAAUUUCAACGAAGCUAACUCCUACGACGAAAACAAAGACAGUAGAACGAAGGACGGGCAGUGUAUUCAGAAAAUUGCGAAACGAGUCAGUGAAGUGAGCAUGCAUGAGAAUUCUUGAAUGGCGCCACAUAGUUGAUGCCGCUCGUUUGUCCUUUUUUGCUCCACGAAGUUCCGUCUUGUUUUUGUACACGCAAUAGUCAGAAAUUUUUUUUCCAAGAAAAUCAUUUUAAAAAAAAAUACUGUUCCCUGUCCUCGAAAGUAGUGACACCUCCAAAUGACAAAUCUGACCACCACCUCCCCAAAAUUGUCAAAAUAUUAUUAUUUUUUUUUCUUUAAAAAGGCUAAUCUACUAAUUUGUUUUAUCGCUUCUUAUCAAGAAUGUCCUGGAAAAAACUGACCGCAAUAACGUAACUACAGGCGGGAUAAUUGAUCAUUGAUAGUUCAUGAAAUCGAAUAAUAUUGCACGGCUAUGACGUUUUCCUCAAAAAGUCUAUUCUCAAAACUGCUUCCAAAGCCGCCAGUUCUCAAAUGUGACUGAUUUUGCCUUUUUUUUUCCACAAUUCAAACGAAACUUCCUUGGCGGAGGUAACACAAAAAGGACACAAAAUCUGUCUCCAGUGGUGUGGUGCUAGAGCGCUGGUCCAAGUUGAUACCUCGUACAAACAAAAACCAUGCUGGUGCAAGGCAGCUCGGGUUUUUUUUUUUUUUUUUUUAAAUAGCUACUGUCAUAUUUAAUGUUUAUUUAAUAAAAUAAUGUGUUGAAACUCGAUCACGGCUUGAGUUCAGACGUAUUUAUCUGUUUGUGCGCAUGUUUUUAUCACGACACUUUGAAAAGAAAAAGUGGAUUAUUGAUUGAAUUUGUUCGCUGUAUAUGUUCAAAACAUAAGUUUUGUUUUUGUGAGGAAGGGGGAAAAGGGACGAACAGAGGGAAUCUGCUUUUUCAUUUUCCCAGAAUGGUGCCUAAAAAACAUGUACAGUGUCAACUUCAUUUUUUAAAACUAUGUAUGCAUAUAUAUUGCCCCAACAUGUAUGUUCUAUUUUUGUAUGUAAUCUUUUUGUUCACUCUUUUAAAAGACUUUUUAGCUCCAAGGCAAAGAAAAAAACUGCUGUUCCCGCCAACACGAACACAGGUGACAAUAAAAUGUCAAGACGCAACAUCA